AUUUUGCAAACUACUCCUGUAACUACCGUGACUGUGUGUGUUAACGACAAUGACGAAAUGUGAUGAUAGGGUUGAGGAGGAGGCGAUCUCGAAUAUGGAACAAGGAACAGCCACCGGCACCGGAACGUCGACGUUUCGAAACGCAGGUUCAUCUUGCGUGAUGGCUUUCACUACUGCUCAGAAGUUUUUAGCGGAGGUGGUUGGGGUUUACUUCAUAAUAUUCGCGGGAUGUGGAUCGGUGGCGGUGAACAAGUUAUACGGCGGCACGGUUACGUUUCCGGGGAUAUGUGUCACGUGGGGAUUGAUUGUUAUGGUCAUGGUUUACACAUUGGGUCAUGUUUCCGAUGGCCAUUUUAACCCCGCCGUCACUCUCACCAACGCCAUCUUCGCCCGCUUCUCAUGGAAACUGGUGCCAGUCUAUAUUGUGGCUCAAUUAAUUGGUUCAAUCCUCGCUAGUUCCACAUUAGCCAUGAUAUUCGACAUAACACCCGAAGCUUUCUUUGGCACUCUCCCCGCCGGAUCCAACUUGCAGUCCUUUGUUGUAGAAAUUAUCAUCUCCUUCCUCCUCAUGUUCGUCAUUUCCAGCAUUUCAACAGACGAUAGAGCAACGGUAGGAGAUUUGAGCGGAGUCGUUAUCGGAAUGACCAUCCUUUUGAACGUGUUGGUUGCUGGCCCGAUUUCUGGAGCGUCAAUGAACCCAGCCAGAAGCAUCGGGCCGGCCAUUGUGAAGCAUACUUACAGAGGCCUGUGGGUAUACAUACUCGGACCCAUAAUCGGAAUGGUAGCCGGAGCAUUUGUAUACAACGUGCUUAAACUCACUCACAAACCGGCCAGCGACUCGAGCAGAACCAGAUCAUUCCUCAAACAGCUCAGAAGUUAGCUAGCGCUAUGGAUUCUUUGUAUUAUCUGCACUUCUCUCGUAGGAGAUCAGAGCGCUACAAAACUGUAGUUGCAGAGUAUAAUGCCUGUUUAGCUAGCUUGCAGUUCAUAUAGUUCAUUGUCAAUGUAUCAGUAUUUGAUAUAAGUAUUUUUUCCAGUAUGAUGAUGGAGCGUUUAAUU
Molecule: messenger RNA, 1059 nt
Organism: Ipomoea nil (Japanese morning glory)
Lineage: Eukaryota; Viridiplantae; Streptophyta; Magnoliopsida; Solanales; Convolvulaceae
Product: probable aquaporin NIP-type
Exons: 4
Coding region: 50-880 (276 amino acids)
Biological process (GO): transmembrane transport
Cellular component (GO): membrane
Molecular function (GO): channel activity
Source: RefSeq, a predicted model, not a curated record